Lingula anatina is the source of this 1686-nucleotide messenger RNA. Its product is annotated as MYG1 exonuclease. The record is from RefSeq and is a predicted model, not a curated record. NCBI's taxonomy places the organism in Eukaryota, Metazoa, Brachiopoda, Lingulata, Lingulida, Lingulidae. Gene Ontology annotation, cellular component: nucleus; cytoplasm.
GACCCAGUUAAUUACAACUUGCCGGUUGCUGUUGUCCAUGCGGUAUUUAAGAUUCUUGGGCACUGUCGCUUUCGGACGAUCGUUUCAACCCGUUAAGUCAGAACUGAAUAAUAGGACCUCUCCCUAUCCAACUGUAUUGGGGUCUCCAGCUUACAUCAUAUCAAGCUACAAGAGGAACAUGUCUGGUGACUCACCUGUAACCAAAAAGCCUUGUGGAGAGAAACUGAUAGGCACACAUAAUGGAACCUUCCACUGUGAUGAAGUUUUGGCCUGCUUUCUGGUCAAGCAACUGCCAGAGUACCAAGAUGCUAAGAUUGUCCGAACAAGGGACCCUGCAAUAUUAAGUACAUGUGAUGUUGUGGUUGAUGUAGGAGGGGUGUUUGAUGCAGCAUCUCAUAGAUAUGACCAUCACCAAAGAACAUUCAAAGAGACCAUGAGCUCACUGUGUCCAGAUAAACAAUGGCAGACCAAACUUAGUAGUGCGGGAUUGGUUUACUUCCAUUUUGGAAAGUCUAUUAUUGCACAGCUGCUUAAGAAAAGCCAAGAAGACCCAAUCACAAGCAGCAUUUUUGACAAAGUUUAUGAAAAUUUUGUGGAAGAAAUUGAUGCUAUAGACAAUGGAAUCUCACAGACUGAUGGCGUGCCAAGGUAUCACAUAAGCACUACACUCAGCAGUAGAGUGAGCUAUUUAAACCCAGCAUGGAAUCAGGGCAAUGUGGAUACCGAUACUAGGUUUCAUAAAGCUAUGGAAAUGGUUGGAGCAGAGUUCUUGGACAGGGUCUCCUAUUACACUGAUUCAUGGCUGCCAGCAAGAACCCUUGUGGAAAAAGCACUGGCAGGUCGCUUCAAGGUUGAUGACAGUGGGGAGAUAUUGGUGCUGGAAGAGGGUGGCUGCCCAUGGAAGGACCACUUAUUUACACUGGAACAAGAGCAGAAUAUACAGCCUCUGAUUAAAUUUGUGCUCUACCAGGACCAGAACAACCACUGGAGGGUGCAAUGUGUGUCUGUCAGGCUGGGAUCAUUUGAAAAUAGAUUGUCCUUAUUGGAGGCUUGGAGAGGUGUGCGAGAUGAUGAACUGUCAAAACUGAGUGGCAUUCCAGACUGCAUAUUUGUCCAUGCAGGUGGCUUUAUAGGAGGAAAUAAAACAUACGAGGGCGCAUUGAAGAUGGCACAGAGGACUCUCAAAGAAGCAACUGCUUAAUCCUCAAACAUUUUUGACAAUUUAGAAAUAUGAGGCCAUGCCAUGCUAUAAACCUGGGAACACACAGCAGUAGGAGUUUGAUAUUGAUCUCAACACCUCACCAGAAGACUGAACUGAAUCUGACAUCCGUGUUGGUAGGAAUUAGCCAAAACUUUGUAGAUUUUUACCAAACACAAAGGUGGAUACCUCCAAUCUUUCUGUGGUUAGUAGCUACUUUUCAGCCAACUACAUACUAUGAAUAUAGUUAUUUUUCAAUUUAUCUUUCUGUUUUCAGACCUAAAAGCUGUCCAAGCUCAGGGAAAUGCAGAAUUUGGAAUGCCAAUUACGUUACCUCAUCAUAUUGUUUAAUUCCUAUAAAGUAUAAAGUAAAAAAUGUAAAGCAAAGACUUCUUUAUUGCAAUUAACUGGCUCAUAACUUGUAACAACAACUUAACAAUGUUAUACGUACAGGAUAUAUAUAUGGAAUUCCAUUUUGAAUAUAUUAA